This is a messenger RNA of Spea bombifrons (plains spadefoot toad), 3232 nucleotides long. It is a transcript of the gene TRIM9, whose product is annotated as tripartite motif containing 9. The transcript has 13 exons. Gene Ontology annotation, molecular function: zinc ion binding; protein binding. The record is from RefSeq and is a predicted model, not a curated record. The coding region runs from base 48 to 2585 and encodes 845 amino acids. NCBI's taxonomy places the organism in Eukaryota, Metazoa, Chordata, Amphibia, Anura, Pelobatidae.
AGCUGCAUCUCCGAAGCAGCGCAGCUCCAUCCAGCCAGUGGCGCCCUAUGGAAGAGAUGGAGGAAGAGCUCAAGUGCCCGGUGUGCGGCUCUUUCUACCGGGAACCCAUCAUCCUGCCCUGUUCCCACAGCCUGUGCCUAGCAUGUGCCCGAAACAUCCUGGUGCAGACCCCGGACUCCGAGUCCCCCCAGAGCCGCAGAGCCUCGGGGAUCUCGGACUAUGACUACCUGGACCUGGACAAGAUGAGCCUGUAUAGUGAGGCGGACUCGGGCUACGGUUCGUACGGAGGCUUUGCCAGUGCCCCUACCACACCCUGCCAAAAGUCCCCCAAUGGGGUGCGGGUGUUCCCACCGGCCAUGCCGCCACCCCAGCCCCACCAUCACUCCUCGGGAGCUUUGCUGCUGCCCAGCGGUGCACGCAACUCGUGCAUCACCUGCCCGCAAUGCCACCGCAGCCUGAUCCUGGAUGAGAGAGGGCUGAGGGGCUUUGCCAAGAACCGGGUGCUGGAGGGGGUGAUUGAGCGCUACCAGCAGAGCAAAGCUUCGGCCCUCAAGUGCCAGCUAUGUGAGAAGAGCCCCAAGGAGGCCACCGUCAUGUGCGAGCAGUGCGACGUCUUCUACUGCGAGCCCUGUCGCCUGCGGUGUCACCCACCCAGGGGUCCCCUGGCAAAGCACCGGCUGGUGCCCCCGGCUCAGGGCAGGGUGAGCAGGAGGCUGAGCCCCCGCAAGAUCUCCACCUGCACCGACCACGAGCUGGAGAACCACAGCAUGUACUGCGUGCAGUGCAAGAUGCCGGUCUGCUACCAGUGCCUGGAGGAGGGCAAGCACUCCAACCAUGAGGUCAAGGCUCUGGGGGCCAUGUGGAAGCUUCACAAGAGUCAACUUUCCCAGGCCCUGAAUGGAUUGUCAGACAGAGCCAAGGAAGCCAAAGAAUUCCUAGUUCAGCUGCGAAAUAUGGUCCAGCAAAUCCAGGAGAACAGUGUGGAGUUUGAAGCCUGCCUGGUUGCCCAGUGUGAUGCUCUGAUCGAUGCCCUCAACAGAAGGAAGGUCCAGCUUCUUUCCAGAGUUAACAAGGAACAUGAGCACAAACUUAAGGUUGUGCGAGAUCAGAUUUCCCACUGUACGGUGAAACUGCGUCAGACUACGGGAUUGAUGGAGUAUUGUCUGGAAGUCAUUAAAGAAAACGACCCUAGCGGCUUCCUCCAGAUUUCUGAUGCUCUUAUUCGGAGGGUGCACCUGACUGAGGAUCAGUGGGGGAAGGGAACCCUCACACCAAGAAUGACUACAGAUUUUGACUUGAACCUGGACAGCGCACCUCUGCUGCAGUCCAUUCACCAGCUCGACUUUGUGCAGAUGAAAGUUCCCUGUUUAGUCCCAGCGCCCCCAAUCCUACAGAUGGAGGAGUGCUGCACCCAAAACAACAGCGCCACGCUGUCAUGGAAGCAGCCACCCUUGUCCAUGGUACAAGCUGAAGGAUACAUUCUGGAGCUGGACGAUGGCAAUGGCGGACAGUUCCGGGAGGUGUUUGUUGGGAAGGAAACCAUGUGCACCGUGGACGGUCUACAUUUUAAUAGCACGUACAAUGCUCGUGUCAAAGCUUUCAACAAAGCCGGGGUGAGCCAGUACAGCAAGACUCUGGUCCUUCAGACUUCUGAAGAACUGGUGCAGGAUUCGGAAGAGAGGAGCUCCUUCCAGAGAGGUGGGGGGUUGCUUAGCAUGUGUCCCAUAGAUUCCACAAGAAUGAGUUCCAUAGCAGGUCCUUAUGCUCGAAUGUCAGCUACUCUUGCAGCUCGUCUGCAAGCCAGCUCCAUACCCUCUCCACUUGAAUUUCUCCAACACCCAGAACAGGAAUCUUGUAUUUCACCAGUUGCGUGGUUUGCCUUUGACCCUGGUUCUGCUCACUCAGACAUCAUCUUCUCCAAUGACAACAUGACUGUCACUUGCAACAGCUACGAUGACAGGGUAGUUCUUGGAAAGACGGGGUUUUCCAAAGGAAUCCACUACUGGGAAUUGACUAUCGACCGAUACGAUAAUCACCCAGAUCCAGCCUUUGGCGUGGCUCGUAUUGAGGUGAUGAAAGAUGUUAUGUUGGGAAAAGACGACAAAGCUUGGGCUAUGUAUGUGGACAAUAACCGCAGCUGGUUCAUGCACAACAACUCACAUACUAACAGUGUCCCUUUAAUGAUCGGUGACAGCAGUUCUGGCAGCUGCCAACCAGGAAACCAUCUAUCUAGGAAGAAACCAAGGCCUCUUUCAGUAGGAUGCCCAGGCCUGAGACAUUCUGCAUCAUUCAAAUCAGCUCUUUCUAAGCCCAUCUCUACACGAUUCCCAUCACUGGAUUUCAUACCAUAUAGAGGAACCGAAGGUGGAAUCACAAAAGGUGCGACUGUAGGGGUCGUUCUGGACUUUACCAGAAGAACGUUGACAUUUUGUAUUAAUGAGGAGCAGCAGGGACCGGUUGCGUUUGAAAACAUGGAAGGCUUAUUUUUUCCUGCCGUGAGCUUGAAUAGAAAUGUUCAGGUAACACUUCACACAGGUUUGCCGAUUCCUGAAUUCUACACGUCCAGAGGAGCUUUACAGCCUUAAAAGUGUCUGGGGAGAGGAAGGAAAAAAUGUUCUGUUCGCCUGCCACCAUCCGCAUUGGACCUCAUAAAAAGAGAGCAAAUUUACCCAUUUGAGAGCCGGAGAAAAGAAAAUUCCAAAAAAAGACACCAGAGCUCAAUAACGAAUCAGUGGUUUCAUUGCAUUAGAAUAAGAUCUCUGUUUUGAGCGUGUAGUCCUUCAAUGUGCAUACUUGCUUUGAUGCUUUUGCCCUUUAAAUUAACAGAUUACUCGAGUAGCCAGAAUCGUUAAUGUCAGGUUCAUUUUUUUGUAUCGUGAACUAUUAUUUUUUCUGUGUGUACAUAUUUCUGCUGUUGCUCUUGACCGAUCUGUUGCUGCUACAUACAAGAGAGUCCUCUAAAUGUUCAUUCAAAGCAAGCUCCUAGAAACAGUUUGGAUUACCAGCAAGUAAUAUAUAAAGACAUAUUACAUGCCUUUAACAUGUAAAAAUCACAUGAAUAAUGUUCAACGUGAGCCAUACAGAUGGGAAACAAUGUUACAUAUAAACAAUGCUUUCCUGGUAUUUUGUUCUGAGAAUGUAUUUUAUACCUGGUCAUAGUAACAUGGUAACAACAUAGUAACGGAAUUGUUUUGCCCAUUGGUCAUUAUUAUGAUAUGAAGAUAAGUCGAAA